UUUCGGUCACGUGAUCAAUGUAGUUGCAAAACAAAUCAGCCGUCGAAGUGAAUUUUAAAAGAUAUAUCAAAGAAACUUCAAUUAUAAUUUAUUUAAACAGUCCUUUUUAGAACUACAUGUAACUAAAAUAUUUUAAGCAAUUCCAGUUAGUGAAUGUUAAAAGACAUUUCAAGGAAUUUUCACUUAAAUUUUAGUUAAACAGUCCUUUUUAGAACUACAUUAGAACUAAAGUAAUCGUACUUGUAAAAAAAAGCAAUCACUGCUUAGUAAUGCCAGGUAGAAAUUGCUGUCUUCCACAGUGCACAGUCUCAGAUACAAAUAAGCACAAGGAUAUUGGACUAUUUCAAAUAUCUAUAAGAAAAGAUGAAUAUCAUACCAUUUGGAGGAAAAAGUUAAUUGAUUUUCUUGCUAUUUACCGUCCAUUAGAUGGAUUAUUAAAAGAAAGAAUAACCAAAGGAAAUGUUUAUUUUUGUGAGAAACACUUUUCUCCAGAAGAUAUAGAAUUUACAAAGACUGGAAGAAAAACAUUAAGACUUGGUGUUGUGCCUACCUUAAAUUUACCUGUUAAAUCGCAUCCAACUACUAAACCAACUGAAAGAAGACACUUAAAUAUAGUUAAAGAUAGAACAACAAUAAAUAAAAAUGCCUACAAGCCUGUAUACAAUACUUUUGAAGAGUUUAAAAUGCGUAUUCAAAAGUUAAAGUUGAAUGAGUGGGAAAUUAGUAUUUUUGAUGAAACAGUUUUGUUUAAGCACAUGGAAAAUCCGUUUUUAUUAUCAAAGUUUGAAGUGUUUGUUGACACAAGUUUAGACUAUUCAUGCAUUGUUUUUGGUUGGUCUUUACCAGUCUGCACUGAACUAUAUAAAUUACAUUCAAGAUCUCUAAAAAAUAUAACAAUUUCUUUGCUUCUGCAAGAACUUUUGUCUUAUAAUAUAUGUGAUGGUAUUAGAAACAUAAGUUCUACUGAUUUGCUGUUACAUACAGUGUCAUGUAAAACCAAUUUUAAUCAUAUUAUUGAUGGUUCGCCACCUGAAGUAAAGACUUAUUUUAGAUCAUCUGACUGUUUUGUUUGUGUUAAAGGACAGAAUCAAUGUUUAGCUUGUGAAAACUUUAUUCUGAAAUACGAGUUUGAAAAAACAAAAUUAAAUGUUCCACUUGAGUUUGCUCAGUGCAAUAUGCAAAAUGAUAUAUUGAAUAAAAGCAUUGUAAUUGGUGAAGAAUUAAAAAAAGAUAUUGCAACUGUUAUGGAAUCAAAUGCAGAAAAACUUACACCUUUCUUGAAACUUUUUUGGGAUGAACAAAAAAAAGCUGCCUGUUGUCAUCCAAAUGCUGUCAAGUAUCAUCCUAUGAUAAUAAGAUUUUGUUUGUCACUUUGCAUGAAAUCUGCAUCAGCUUAUGAUGAAUUGAGAUCAUCUAGUAUUUUAACCCUUCCUAGUUCUAGAACUUUAAGGGAUUACAAAAAUGCAAUUAAACCUUCUGCUGGUUUUAACUCCAAAGUUAUAGAAGAACUAAUAAAAACAUCAUCUAAGCUAAAAGAUCAUCAGAGAUUUGUUACAUUAUCAUUUGAUGAAAUUAAAAUUCAAUCUGAUUUAGUAUUUGAUAAACAUUCUGGUGACCUAAUUGGAUAUGUUGAUCUUGGAGAUCCAGAUCUAAAUUAUUGUAGUUUUCCUGAUUUGAACGAGUUAGCAAAACAUGUUUUUGUAUAUUAUGUUCGAGGGUUAUCUUCAGAUUUGAAAUAUGCUUUAGCAUUUUUUGCAACUAAAGAUACAAAUGCCAGUCAGAUUUUCAAAACAUUUUGGGAAGCAGUAUUAGUUCUUGAAGUUAUUUGUAAAUUAUCUGUUGUAGCAUGUGUUUCUGACGGUGCGUCUGCAAAUCGAAAAUUUUAUAAAAUGCAUGAAUACAUGGAUAACUGUAUUGAUGAAGAUUUAGUGUAUCGCACCGUGAACAUUUAUGCACCCGAAAGAUAUAUUUGGUUUUUUGCAGAUGCUCCCCAUUUGAUGAAGACAUUAAGGAACUGUAUAUUUAAUUCUGGAAAUGGAAAAAAAUCUAGAUUUUUGUGGAAUAAUGGAAAAGAAAUUUGUUGGACUCAUAUUAAAAAAAUUGUUGAUGAUGAAUUGAGUAGAGGUUUAAAACUGAUACCAAAGUUAACUAUGGCACAUGUUGAUCUUAACCCUUAUUCAGUUAUGAGAGUUAAUUUAGCAUGUCAGGUUUUGAGCAAAUCUGUUUCAAAUAUAAUUUUUUCUUAUUAUCCGCAAGAAAUGCAUGCCACAGCAGAACUUUGCUAUUAUAUGGACAGUUUUUUUGAUUGCCUGAAUGUUCGUAAUCAAUCUGAAGGAACAAACAAGCGUAAAGAUUUUUUAAAACCUUUUACAAGCAUUAGUGAUCCAAGAUUUUUUUGGUUAAAAAACUGCUUCUUAAAAUAUUUUGAAAAUUGGAGGCAAAGUAUCUCAAUAAGACAAGGUUUUUCGGAUAGUGAUAAAGAGAAAAUGUUUAUAUCAUCACAAACAUUUGAAGGUUUGAAGAUCACCUCCAAAUCAGUUAUUGAAGCCACACAGUUUUUAUUAACUGCUGGUAUGCCAUUUGUUUUAACAGAGAAGUUUAACCAAGAUGUUGUUGAAGAAUAUUUUGGACGACACCGAAGUAUGGGUUUCAGAAACGAAAAUCCAAAUGUUUAUCAAUUUGGUUAUCAGUCUAAUGCUAUUAGAAUGCAAAGGUCAGUUGUUCCUGUAACAGGUAACACUAGAGGCAAACAAAAAAGAUACAUAUCAUGGGAUAAAGUUGAUGAUGAGUUGAUACAAAAAAGAAAAUAAAUUUUUUAAGUAAACAGAACUCAUAUGCAAAUCAUAUCACAAUAUACAAUAUCAA
Messenger RNA from Hydra vulgaris (swiftwater hydra), 2865 nucleotides. RefSeq lists its product as uncharacterized. The record is from RefSeq and is a predicted model, not a curated record. Lineage: Eukaryota; Metazoa; Cnidaria; Hydrozoa; Anthoathecata; Hydridae.